AUCCGGCUUGGGCGGAAGACUGGAGAUACUGCCGGAAUUGGUGGGCGCCGAGAAAAGCGGUGCAUCGUGCCCUAUGAGUUGAUAAACAUGAAAGGUUGGAGGUGUUUCACGGUUUAACGAGUUUUAUCUGCAUUUUUGCGAGGACACAGAGCUAGGAUAUCAAUCAUGCCUGUCUUUCAAGAAACUUCCAACUCGGCUCGAGACCAGAGAAUUCUCCCAUCGCGCGCUCUACCGUUACCUAGACUGUCUCAACAGCCAGACUUCUCCAAUGUCUCCGAGGAACACAAGGAAGUCGUCGUCAUUGGUGCUGGACCGGCCGGUCUAUUUCUCACCCUGUUACUCGCAAGAUAUGGCAUCACAGAAUCAUCACUUCUCUGCCUUGACUCCAAGCCGGGUACACUAAAAGCUGGUCAGGCAGAUGGACUUCAGCCAAGAACUCUUGAAGUAUUUCAAAGUUUGGGAAUAGCAAGUGAGAUCAUCAGCGAAGGCUGCCAUAUGGAAGAGGUUGCGUUUUGGAACCCAGUGCAAUCGAGCGCAACCAACAGCGGCAAUGGGUCUCAUGCCACAGGAAUUGAACGAACCAGUUUCGCGCCCGAUGUAAACGUGCCUGCUCGUUUCCCCUUCGAAGUCACUAUUCACCAAGGUCGCAUUGAGCGAAUCUUGGAAGAGAAUCUCCAUCUUUAUGCCGGCAAGAGUGCCAUCCGACGAUCCCUUCGCUUCCUGGAGUACACAGUCGACGAAACCAACACUGAAUUCCCCAUCGUGGUCAAAUACGAACAAGAUUUUCAAGACGGAUCAACUCAACAAGGCACCGUUCGAACAAAGUAUCUGAUCGGCGCAGAUGGAGCCCGCUCAAAGGUCCGGAAAUGCAUGGGUCUUGAACUCGAGGGUGAAACAACAGAUCACAUCUGGGGCGUAUGUGAUUUCGUCGCCGACACCAACUUUCCCGACAUUCGCAAACGAUCUGCAGUUCACUCAGACGCUGGUUCCGUCAUGGUCAUUCCCAGGGAACAGAUUGCAACGGGCGAGUAUCUGACUCGUCUUUACGUCCAAGUUGCUGAGGAGGUUGAUACGAGUGGUGAUACCGGAACAGACAAGAAAUCAGCUGAUAAGAAGCGACGUGGCGCUGUUACGUUAGAGUAUAUCUUUGAGCAAGCACGGCAGGUUUUUGCGCCGUAUGAGAUCAAGAUCAAGGAGGGCACGGAGCCGGAUUGGUGGGCGGCUUAUCAGAUUGGACAGCGCAUGGCUCCUCGAUUCUCCGCUAAAACGUCUGAUGGAGUUGAAAGGGUAUUCAUUGUUGGAGAUGCAUGCCAUACUCACAGUCCCAAGGCCGGACAGGGCAUGAACGUCUCCAUGAUGGACUCUUACAAUCUAGCUUGGAAACUCGUUCAUAAAAUCCACGGCCUCACUCCUCCAAGUACCUCCGGAACAGACUCUAUCCUCGAAACAUUCUCGCAUGAGCGUGUAGACGUAGCUCGCCAACUCAUCGAGUUCGACGCCCAGUUCUCGCACAUGUUCUCCGGUCGCAUCGGAUCAGCAGAUGCCGAGACUUCAGGGCUCACUCACGAAGAGUUCCUUCGAGUAUUUAGUGAGGGAAGCGGAUUUACCAGCGGUUGUGGACUUCAGUAUAAGGAGAACAAAUUGAUAAGAGAACUGGAGGCGAAGAGUAACCUGUUUCGAGGAGAUCCGCUUCUGGGCGCGUUGACGCCUGGACGACGGCUUCUCGAUGUCGAAGUCAAGCGCUAUGCUGAUGCCACUGCCCGGCACCUUCAAGACGAAAUGCCGCCGACUGGCCGUUACUAUAUCCUCGUCUUCACAAGCAACGACUUACUAGAAAAAUUCGGCACUUCGCAAUCAGCUUUACAGUCAUCCGUUGAUACUUUGCAGAAGUUCCCGAAGGGUACUGUAAAUUUGACUGUAAUGCAUCCACUCACGUCAAGAUUUGAGUGGAGCGAUCUGCCAGCGGGAGUAAAGACAUUUGCUGAGAUGCGAACUUAUGGAGUGUCAAAGAAGGAGGACGUCUAUGAAGUAUUAGGUGUUUCCAAGGGUGAUGGCGUUGUUGCAGUGGUGAGACCUGAUGGGUACGUUGCUCAACCCGUGUUUCAUUGCGCCAGUCCCUAUCUUUACAUGUCAUUGACGCGCUGCCUUGAUCGCUGCCUCACCAGUCUUCGCACCAUAAUGGCCUCUGCACAGAACAUCAUCAAAUGCGCCGUCCUGCCUACGAGCCGCAAGAUAUCCUACAGUAUUGCACAGACACCACAACAAGGCCCGUGGAUUGUCCUCUCAAACUCCUUCGGCGCUGACACCACUCUGUAUCAGCCUGUCGCCCAACGCCUCGCCUCAUCAGGCUACCGCGUUCUUAGUUACGACCAUCCUGGCCAUGGUCAAGGCAGUCCCGUAAAAGACGUCGAUAACGUCGAGAUGGAAGAAUUGAUCAACGACAUUGACGAACUCCUUCGCGUCUUGCAUAUCGACAACAUCCGUGCUUGGGUCGGCGUCUCCCUCGGUGCAGCCAGCGGCGUCUACCUAGCCUGCCGUCACCCAAAAUUGAUCCAAAACCUUGCAUACUGCGCAUGUCCUCCUGCAUCGUUUGGGGCCCUUGAUAUAAUGCCGCUUGAGCAAUUCGACAAGAUGCGCGCUCAGGCUGAAGCAGAUGGGACUGCUGCAAAUGUAAUUCGUCAGAUGCACUACGGCUGGGCUAGCAAGGAAUGGCUCGAUGAGCAUCCAGACCAGGAUGAAAGACUCAAACGUGCUAGUUCAACAUUAAGUCUGGAUGGUUGGCGUGCUAUGAUGACGUUGCAGAAGAACAAGCGGUUUGACAUGCGACCGCUCGUACCUCAGCUUUUGGAAAGCUGUGACAAGAUCAUGUUUGUUAAAGGAGAAAAUGAUGCGCACCUCAACCCUUUAGUGGAUAUGAUGAGAGAUUUGGUUGUCAAGAUGGCGCAGGAGAAGGGUGUUAAGGCCAUGAUGGAUAAAUAUCUUGGGUUUCUCGUGGUUGGCCGUGGUGGCAUCUUGAUGACGCUAGUUUGCACCCUUCAUGUCAAUCUGCACCCUAACUAUUCUCCAAUUAACCUCCAGUCCCUUCCCAAUGCACUACCAUCACCCGCCAUCAUGGGAAGAAUUCAUCAGCCUCACUCGGAAACCUACCCAGAUCAAAAUGGUUACUACGGUCAAUUUGGAGGCAACUUCUACCCACCAGAAGCUCAUAAAGCACUCAAAGAACUAGCCACCAAAUACCAAGAACUCCGCCACUCACCAUCCUUUAACCAAACCCUCAACAAAGUCCGCAUCGGUCUCCAAGGCCGUCCAACGCCAAUUCACCAUCUCGAGAACAUCUCCCGCGAAGUCGGCGGUGCUCAAAUUUUCGUCAAGCGCGAAGACUUGAACCACACAGGCGCACAUAAGAUCAACCACUGCGUCGGCUUCGCACUUCUCGCUAAAGCAAUGGGCAAGGCUAAGCUCAUCGCUGAGACGGGAGCCGGUCAACACGGUGUCGCACUCGCAACUGCAGCGGCGUAUUUUGGUCUUGAGUGCGAGAUCCAUAUGGGGAGUGUGGAUACCGAGAAGCAGAAGUCGAAUGUUGGGCGUAUGCAAAUUCUUGGAGCGAGGGUCGUUGCUGCUACUGAGGGACAGUCUGCGUUGAAGGAAGCCAGUGACUCGGCGUUCAAUGCUUAUGUUGAGCAACGAGAACAUGCGUUGUAUGCAAUUGGGUCAGCGAUUGGACCGCAUCCGUUCCCAUUGAUUGUGAGAGACUUUCAGUCUGUGAUCGGCAAAGAAGCACGAGAGCAGUUUCUCUCCAUGACUGAUGGUACUCUGCCUGAGCAUGUCGUCGCAUGUGUCGCUGGUGGCUCUAACGCUAUGGGCAUGUACUCUGCUUUCAUUGAUGACACCGAUGUAAAGUUACAUGCCGUUGAGCCACUCGGAAGAUCCGAGAAACUUGGUGAGCACGCAGCGACCUUGUCGUACGGAAAACCUGGCACCUUACAUGGUGCAAAGACACUUGUUCUGCAGCAAGGCGAAGGCAUGCCUGCUCCAGUUUCAUCCAUAGCCUCAGGGCUAGUCUAUCCUGGUAUUGGACCUGAAAUGGCAAUGCUUCACGACGCUGGGCGUAUAUCAGUCACAACGGUUGGCAACGACGAGGUCAUCAACACAUUCUUCCGCAUGGCAAAGAGCGAAGGUAUCAUCAUUGCUCUAGAGAGCGCACAUGCGAUUGCAUAUGCCAUACGACUAGCAGCGCAACGCCCGUCAUCUGAGCGAAUUUUGGUUAAUCUGUCCGGGCGGGGAGAUAAAGAUGUUGAUUAUGUUCUCGAGAAUCAUGGAACUGGUGGAAUCAAUUGA
Molecule: messenger RNA, 4338 nt
Organism: Fusarium redolens
Lineage: Eukaryota; Fungi; Ascomycota; Sordariomycetes; Hypocreales; Nectriaceae
Exons: 7
Coding region: 166-4338 (1390 amino acids)
Biological process (GO): L-tryptophan biosynthetic process
Cellular component (GO): cytoplasm
Molecular function (GO): FAD binding; tryptophan synthase activity
Source: RefSeq, a predicted model, not a curated record